Molecule: messenger RNA, 2250 nt
Organism: Ipomoea nil (Japanese morning glory)
Lineage: Eukaryota; Viridiplantae; Streptophyta; Magnoliopsida; Solanales; Convolvulaceae
Product: protein FAR1-RELATED SEQUENCE 5-like
Exons: 3
Coding region: 1-2250 (749 amino acids)
Biological process (GO): regulation of DNA-templated transcription
Molecular function (GO): zinc ion binding
Source: RefSeq, a predicted model, not a curated record
AUGGUGCAGCCGGACAUAGGUGUGUGCAAUGUUGAUGCCCCCGAUGCAAACGAAAGAGAAAGGGAUUGCAGAAUGGAUAUUAGUCCGGAAGGUACUAAAUAUUGGUAUACGGAAUGUGACCGUAGCCUCAAACCAUAUCAAGGUCAGAUGUUUAAUACGUUAGAAGAUGGCGUCCAAUUUUAUACAAAGUAUGCCGCAUGUACUGAAUUUGAUGUGCGUCGAAGUUCGGAUAAAAAGAACAAUUACGGGAUUGUUCUGAAAAAGGAUGUAGUGCGUUCGAGGCAAGGGUUUAAAGAGAAUAGGGGGAAAGAAACUUUGGGUGAAGGAGCGUGUACGGAGAAGAAGCGACGACGGACCACAAAUAGGGUUGGUUGCGGAGCUAGAAUUGUAAUGAAGAUAGUUUGCGACGGGAGAUAUACGGUUCACAAAUUUGAAGAAAGACAUACACACUGUCUGUGCGAGGAAAGACACAAACCAUUUAUGAAAGUCAACCGCAAAUUGGAGAUUGCACACCAAGAAUUCAUUACUAAUUGUGAAAAAGCAAACGUUGGUGCUAGCAAAAGUUUCGACAUAUAUGCUGAAAUAGUAGGUGGGCCGGAGAACGUGGGUGCGACACAACAAGACUUUAAGAAUUACAGGAGGGAGCUAUUAGCGUACAUGAAGUGGGGAGAUGUGCAAAUGGUUAUAUCAAACUAUCUUGAGCAGAAAACUGAUUGUGCUGAUAUGUACUUCGAAUACGAGGUGAACGCAAAUGAUCAAUUAGCUCGUGUUUUCUGGGCGGAUGGUAUGGCACGGAAAAACUACGGUGCGUUUGGCGACGCGGUUUCGUUUGAUGCAACGUACAAAACAAAUAGGUACCACCUUGUGUUUGUCCCAUUCACAGGAGUAGACAACCACAAGAGAUGUGUGACGUUUGCAGCGGCCCUGAUCGAUAAGGAAGAUGUGGAAUCGUACAGUUGGGUAUUAAAACACUUCAAGAACGCAAUGGGGACUGCACCACCUUUAAUAAUAACCGAUCAAGACCCAGCCAUGAAAGUUGCAAUCGCAAAUGUGUUUGGAGGUAGUAGACACCGUUACUGUAUGUGGCACAUAAUGACCAAGGUCAGGGAGAAAGUGGGGGCUGAGAUGUCAAACAAUAAUGAGUUCCGGCAGGCAUUGAACAGUGUCGUGUGGAAUGAGGAAUCAACGAGAUCAGAAUUCGAGAUUGGGUGGGAAACAGUAAUUGCCAAAUACAACCUACAUGGGAACCGAUGGCUAACCCGUAUGUACGAAGAUCGUGCGGCAUGGGUUCCCGCAUUUUUCGAGGAUGUGUUCAUGGGUGGGCUACUACGUACCACUUCCCGUUCCGAGGCAGAGAAUAGGAUUUUCCAAGGAAACAUGAACAAGCACUUAUGCCUCGUUGAAUUUUUCAUCCGGUUCGAGCGUGCAGUGAGAAAACAGCGAAAGAACAACCUAGAACUAAGCGCAAAUUGCAUCGGACAUACACCAGAUUAUAAGACACCAUUACGCAUUGAGCGAUCAGCAUCAACAGUGUACACGCUGACAAUUUUUUAUGAGGUCCAAAAGGAAAUAAGUGCAGGGUGUUUUAAAUGUCGAGUACGAGCAUUCACUGAGGCAGAGGGGUUAAAGACGUAUGUGGUGGAGGAUGAAAACGAGCAUCGAUACACAGUUAUAGUGCAAGAUGGGAGCAACAUAGCGUGCACGUGCAGAAUGUACCAACGAGUUGGUCUCCUUUGUAGCCAUGUUUUUGUCGUACUCAAAGAUGAACGCAUCGAUCACAUUCCCCCGCAACAUAUCACACCCCGAUGGACACGAGAAGCUGUGAAGCACUCCCCCACUGAUCGGGACGCAGAUAAACAGAAUGGAAACCAGAGAUUGGGGAAUAGCAACAAUGAGGAAGGACAACUACUGAAUAUAUUUCAUAAAUGUUUGCGCAAGGCUAAAGGGAGACCCCAAAAAUUGAAGGAGAUGAGACUGUGCAUGGAAGAGUUUGAUGCAACAUUGGGGGAUGACGACGAACCUGAGGUGAUUGCAAGUGGGAAGCGUGCAAUAAUGGAGUCGUACUGCGGUGUCGUAACCCCAAAGACUAUUGAAGUUCAUCCACCCCCCGUUGCGAAAACCAAAGGGUCUGGAAAGCGAAUGAAAUCAGCAAGGGAGGCGGCAAUGACGGAGCAUCAUAAGAAAAAACGCACGUGCAAGACAUGCGGAGUAGCCGAUGGCCAUAAUAGCCGAACCUGCCCACGGAAGUAG